CAGUUGUCAAACACUGCGACUUCAAUUCACACUGUUGUUCAUCGAUUUACAAUCAAAAUCUUGAAUAAUCGCAGAGCUAAAGUGGUAUUUGUUUGAGUCAGUGCAUCGAAAAUGAGUGAUACAAGCAUCGAAGCCAAAAGGAGCAUCCAAUUGGAAAUGGAAAAUUCAACAGCGGGUCCGAGCCGAAUUCAGAAUUCCGCAGCAGAUGAAUUGUCAUCGCCUAUUCUCAAGCUGAACAUCGACUGUUUCGAGGAGUUAUUCGAGUGGCUAUCAUUGGCCGACUUGCGUUCGCUUCGUCAAACGUGCAAACGAAUGAAACAAGCCGUUGACUAUUUCAUCAAAAUAAAUUAUCCGGCGGUGAAAUUUGGUUUCGGUCGAAUUUUAAUUGACACCCGUAUUUUACAAUAUUUUGGACGACUUGAUCCAAACAAGUCCAAAAUGAUUAAGCGAGCUUUAGUCGAUGCUUUUGACAACCCCAAAGAUGACAUCGAAAUGUUCAAAGGCAUUUUUCCUCAGUUGGAAAGGUUACAAAUUCGUAUAUACGAUUUUCGAGGCGACUUACACGAAUUGAUCCUCAAAUGGUGUUCAAAUUUAAAAUAUUUAUUUAUUAUUGAAACCGUCGACGAUUUGAUGGGCGGAGAUAAUGAAUGGCUAAAUCGUCAGUAUCCGACAAUUGAACACUUCACCGUGGAUGACAAUGAUGUUCUCCUCUCUGGAAUGGCUGGUACAUUUCCCGGGCUGAAAACAUUCUUCGAAUUGAAUCCAAAAAUUCAAAUUUUUUCCACUACAAUGCAACUUCUACGAAAAAAUUGUAACUAUUUUUUGGGAUCAAACAUCAAAAUCAACCAAUUGAAUGUUCACGGUGACUGUUCUGCUGAGAAUGGUAUGGAUGAAGUUUGUGGUAUAUUGAAUCAACUAUAUGAACAAGAGUUCCACAAGCGAUUGCAUUUGUUCAUUGAUUACAUCGACAAUCAAACAGAUAUGGACCGAAUCACAUCAGUACGUGGAAUGGAAAAGCUAUAUCUUAAUAGAGUGCACUUAGGUACUGAAGCCACAAUAACACCAACACCAGAUUUACGGGAACUUUGCAUUGAGGACGAUGAAUACUUUGAAAAUUGGCAAUCAAUGGCAACGAAUCUUGUGAAUAUUGAACGAAUCUACUUCAUGCAAGCUAAGGCCGAUGUCAUCGCAUCAUUCAUGCGUUAUGCGCCAAAGUUGAAGGAAAUCAAAGUUCAAUAUCUACUAGGUGGUACACAUUUCGAAAGAGGCGGAGUCAUCAACUUGUCAGGACUGAAUAAAGAGCGAAAACGAUUGGCUGGUGCAUGCAAGGUCACAAUUUACGUUGACGAAAACGUUUUUCUAUCGACGAAAUUCGCAAAAGCAAAGAUUGAAUUCAGUUUGGUGAUACUCAAACGGGUCCAAGCUGUCGAUUGGACUCCGGGAUUUCAAUAGCAUGAACAGUUGCCUAUAUAUCGAAUAAAGUUUGAUUGUUUAAUAAAAGAAAUGUAUGAA
Sitodiplosis mosellana (orange wheat blossom midge) is the source of this 1512-nucleotide messenger RNA. RefSeq lists its product as uncharacterized. Gene Ontology annotation, molecular function: protein binding. The coding region runs from base 112 to 1452 and encodes 446 amino acids. The transcript is spliced from 2 exons. The record is from RefSeq and is a predicted model, not a curated record. Lineage: Eukaryota; Metazoa; Arthropoda; Insecta; Diptera; Cecidomyiidae.